GCAGACACAAUGCCUUCGAGAUCAGGUGACCAUUGGGCAACAACGUCCGAAAAGCGUGUGCCUCGGCCUCGCUGAAAACUUCAAUAACUCCAUAGUUCUAGCUUCUGGAUCCGUCAAGAGCAACCUUCGAUACCAUCGCACAUUGCUCAUGGAGUCUUCCUUUUCAUCGAGACGCCAGCUAUCGGUUCAGCAGGCCGACAGUACGACUGGCGGCACGGAUGAUGGCCCGCACCAGCUAUCCACGAUCACAGAGAUCCCUCUGAUUCGGAACAAGAAACUGCCGAAAGUCUGUAAACGAUGCAAAAAGAUCGAUUUCAAAGCCGCUUUCGGCAUGACACUCUUCUCACCCGAGUUCGUUUUCUUUCUUGGAAAGCUUGAAAAGGAGGGAUCAUGCAUACUUUGCCGGUUUUUUUAUUCGAUGCGGUGUCGACCGAAAGAAAACAAACGCCAUGGGGAGAUAGGGGUCUACACCUUGCGAUCGUAUGAUUUCAAGACCAUACUUACAGGCACAGACUCGGCGGCCUACGAUGUGCAUGGUUGUGCCCAUUCUAGGGUCCUCUGCGUUUUGGCCGGCGAGCCCGAUUAUUAUGAAGGUGAUCAUGAGUUUCCGACAAGCGGGCAUUGGAUUGUUCCCCAAGUCUCUUCGACUGGGCCAUUCUUCGACAGCAACUACGCAGAACCCCACCUAACCGCCCUACCUUUCUUCCCGGGAUCAAUCAAUUAUUCUUUACUACGGGCUUGGUGCGAACGAUGUGAUAAUCAUCACGAAACAUGUGCAUCAGGCACAACAAAAACCGGUGACAAGCAAUCGGCCGGGCCUGUGGUACGAUGCAUUGAUUGCCAUACACGGGAGGUCGUCGAGAUAAACACUUCGGACAGGUAUCUCGCUCUCAGUUACGUUUGGGGCGCGCAGUCCGCACCGGUGAGCGCAGAUGAUAUAGGUACUACGCAAACACUCUCGCCAAAGAGCGUACGUCUGCUUCCCAACGCUAUACCUAAACUUAUCGAAGACGCAAUGAUCGUUGUAAACCGUCUUGGGGAGCGGUACUUAUGGGUUGAUCAAUAUUGUAUUGAUCAAAACAACGCGGACGAAAAGCACGCUCAAAUCGAGAACAUGGCUUUCAUCUAUGAAGGAGCUUAUGCAACUAUCGUUGCAUUUUCAGCAUCAAACUCAGCCUCUGGUCUUCGAGGUGUCAAUAAUCUUCCAAGAAAACCAUAUCCCUCGGUACCACAAACAAAGCAUCCAUGUCCUCUUUCAGCUCUUCGGCCAAGUGCUAUCAAUUCUGCGCAGUUGGUCGCCUCUUCAGUUUGGAUGACGAGAGGAUGGACUUAUCAAGAAGCCAUCUUGUCACGUCGUCUGCUAUUUUUCACGGAUUACCAGGUUGAGUUCAUCUGCUCGAACGCUGUGUGGCAUGAAUGUACUGUACCCCAAAUGGAGGGUAAAUAUUCGGGAGGACGGAGACGGGCAUUGGGAGUGAACUUUCUCAGAGCGAUAUCGCCAACAGAAAGACCAGAGUGGGACGACAUAACCCCUGUGUCCACGGAAGAGCUCUUCGGAUACAUCGAAGAAUACAGUGGGCGACACCUGAGUUAUCAAUCCGAUGCUCUGAACGCUAUAACUGGCCUGUUGUCACGCAUAUCAGUCGUCACAUAUUUGGGCAUACCUGUCUAUGACGCAUCGGAUUUUAAGGAACUUGAGAGACGCUCUCCAACUCCAAUUGAUGUAGAUGCAUACAAGCAGAGUCUGCUGGUGGAGUUUCUUGUCUGUCUCACAUGGUAUCCCGCCCAUGAAAGCUUGCUGAGAAGAGAUGCCUUUCCCAGUUGGUCCUGGCUCGGCUGGGAAGGACAAGUCAAAUUUCCAGAUAUCGGUCCAGGGAUAUAUGGAUAUGGUGCCGAAGUGAGUUCACUUUGGAUUCCACAGCAGGUCACGCAUGACAAUGGCGAGAUACAGGUCCCAUUCCUUCAGUUUCUACAAGGGAAUCUCUUGGAUGAAGGGACAACUAGUGUCCUACCACACGUGAGCAAGUACCUCUGGGUAGAAGGCCCGGUAAUGAAGAUGAGCUUUGCCCUUGAACAAUCAAUUCCCAAUGGCUCCAGACACGAGUCCUUCGUCUUCAGAAACUCUCGUCCAUCUAUGAGCGUCAUGGAAUGGGGAUUAUGGGACUCGCCGAGGAUCAGUUAUCGGACCUGCAAACCUGACAGUCAAAGCCAGGAGACUAUGCAUCAAAGAGUCAUCACAGAGGAAUGGGAUUGUCUCUUACUUGCCUUCAGGACAUUGCGCGGCGAGUUUCACGGUCAUUUUCUCAUUCUAGAUCAAAUUCGGCUGGAUGCGGACACAGAAGCUGAAGACUAUCACUCUGUAGUUGGGUCGGCCGAGCUACAUCUUGUUUCUGAGGAGUUGAACAAGCAACCACUCUUUAUUGAGGACUUGACCGAGCAAGAAUUUGGUCCAGGUUCUUUCAGUGGUAUAUCGGACCCCACUCUACGACGGAAGAUAAAGCUGGGCUAGUCGACGACGCCUCGUCAAGCGACUCAACUCUCAGAUUGGACUAGUGGACAUGAAUCUCGGCUGUAAGGAAAGACGUUUGGCACUCUUCACUCCUUACCGCUGACGCAGAAGCGGACCGUUCCACUUAUGUCAAAUCUUGGUCAACAAGCAUGGAACCGAUGCCAUCUCUUUUA
Neurospora tetraspora is the source of this 2682-nucleotide messenger RNA. RefSeq names its product heterokaryon incompatibility protein-domain-containing protein. The record is from RefSeq and is a predicted model, not a curated record. The coding region runs from base 149 to 2509 and encodes 786 amino acids. The transcript has a single exon. Lineage: Eukaryota; Fungi; Ascomycota; Sordariomycetes; Sordariales; Sordariaceae.